Molecule: messenger RNA, 5023 nt
Organism: Cadophora gregata
Lineage: Eukaryota; Fungi; Ascomycota; Leotiomycetes; Helotiales; Ploettnerulaceae
Exons: 5
Coding region: 2466-4685 (739 amino acids)
Molecular function (GO): metal ion binding
Source: RefSeq, a predicted model, not a curated record
ACAAGAAGCAAAACCAAUUGUGAAUGAGAGAUGACUUAGUGCUAAAGUAGGUAUGAGGUACCUAUUUCCAAAUCACGUGACCAACACGUGCACAGCGUCAACGAGAGAAAACCUUAAGGCUCUGGACUUGCUGAACCUUUGUCGAAUACGACCAUCUGCUGCCUGCCGAAACCUUUGCGACUGUAUCGUCUUGUGGCUAUCUCCCACGGCCGUAACGAGCUUGUGACUUGCGCCGUAAAUCGAAACACAUGUUCUUCCUUCAGAUCUGGAUGAAGCCGCAAGUGCUCAGAUUCCGGAUGCGGCAUUGUUGCUCACCCAAGUAAAGCAAGUCUGUAAUAUAGAAAAUGAUUUGACUUGAAAAAGAGUGAUCUAUAAGGUCGAUAUGAGCCGAAGAAAUACGGAACCGGUGCUGAAGAGGCAGAAAGACGUGCUGGAGGUAUGCAUUAGAAUCUCACUUAUUGCCCUGUACGGCUCUUUCUCCUGCCAUUGCUCAAUAUUCAUUCCAUGACAUCAAUCUCAGGGAAAGCAAUCGCCACCAUCCGUUCCGUUUCGUUUUGAUUUGCGGAUAAUUGCAUGAAACGCAUGUCGGCCACGUUGUACGACCGUUGGAAGGUACAUGUCAGGCAUCACAACUUGAUUGCCGACUGUCCCAAAUGAUGGGAGCUGCUUGGAUUAACUGCAGGUCGCCAUCCAUUCUGGAUCUGUUACUUGGAGACCCCAGCGCAUCUCCAUUUGCGCAGGAAGGGGCAGGCACCUGAGAUGGUAACAGAGGCCUGAAAAGUGGUUAUGUGAGUGCGUUUGUCAGAUGUGUGACCAAGGGAAGGGAUUGAGCGGAUGUAACAUGUCUUGUACAUCCAACCUUGAAGAUACCUCUUCACUUACAAAUAUCCCAUCCCUCGAUAAAUGAACAUAAUCAAUUGCCCUUGCCUUGAACGCUCCCCUCGAUCUAUGAAAAGGCGUUGACUGCUCCUUUUCUUGACGCCACCUCCAAAGAUCAACGACCUUAAGGAAAGACUUAUCAAAUCCUCAGAGCUCAACAACUUCUGCAUCCAAGAUCCAGAGCACAUAAUGUCGGCAACUUCAACAGCAACACAUCUCAAUUUCGACUCCACGUCGACUCCGCUCAAUCCGAGUUCACCAUACACGAAUUCAAACCCAGCAAGCGACUGGUCUGCUCUGGCCAUUGCCACAAUCCUCUUGACGGUCACGGGCUUCGUCACCGUUAUUGCCGUUCUAUUUUGGAUUUUUAGGAAGGAGAAGCUCGCCAGGGAGGGAGAACGGAGAGAGACAAACGCCAAUUUCUGGCCUGGCUUUCCCACUCAGAGGAUGGAGCAAAGGCAAUCGACAAGAGUCUUGCCUCGAUAUUGUCAGGGCUGAUUGACGAGGAUGAGGAGGAUACAGGGGGUUCGCGAUGAGGCUUGAAUGGACACUUUGGAGACGGGACAACCACGGAAGGUUUGAAACGCGGGGUCUCGUGUUGACGAGAGCUGCGAGCUCUAAAUGUCCGGCUUCCAAACUUUGUAAUGUGUGAAGAAGUGGCUUCAAUUGUACGAUAUGUGGACGUUUCCUUCAGUUAGAGGUUGUUCUUGCUUGAUCUCUUCACUGUCGUUCCAAUGAAUCUAAACACUUAAGACCUCGUCUUCCCCAACCACUUCUCAGCCCUCGAAGAAGCAAACAAGUUUAGUCCCAAGCCUUUCCGUUUCCACUCAAUGCGAAUAGGGGGGCCGAACACACCACAGCGCGUCUCCUAAUUUCACCAACGCGUUGGACGCGGAAAGGCCAGCUCAGGCCAGCUUCUCCCCCGCCAUGCUCAAACUACCAUACAACUCUAUCGCCAGGGCGUUUCCUAAUAGAAAUCUUAAUCAUGCAAUAGUACUUCUCAUUGGUGCCCGCCCCCUAUUCCAAGUGUUUUCCGUUAGGUUCCUCUUGAUCGCGCCGGGAAAGGAGACAUGCAAUUGGCGAGGUGGACCACCCAGGACCCAGGCGGUGAGCACGGAUGUUGUGGAUAUCCUCACAAGUUUGAAGCGAUUUGCAGGGAUUCUUCCCACAACACAACCCUGGAUUUGGGGCCGAUCCUUAUUAUGGAAUUCUAUCAAGCUGGGGGGCUCUCCUCUUUUCCUUUCUUUUCCUUCCGUCUUUCACUGGGAGGCUUCUUGUUUCCCCAAGUACAAAAACUACAACUUCAAAAGUGCUUCAAUGCUCUGUUGAUUGGUGCCCUUCAGUCAGAUUAUCCUGCCAGUUUACUACGGCAAGCUCCAGUUUAUUCUGCCCGAUAGGACGAAAAGUUUAGUCUUUUGUCGGCGGGAUUGGGUGAUCCAAAGGUUCCCCGGCCACAAAUAGUCCAGAGACGUAUCAUUUCAUUGCCCUUCAAAGGGAUCAAUCGUGUUUGCCCUGCCCCGAUCUCAAUAAUACUCAUCACUUCUCCCAAGAAUCAAGCAUCCCUCGACUCAGCUAUUGACACCAAAAUGGCUGCUCCUGUGUCUGCCCAAGCUGCUCGAGCGUUAGAGCAAGUGAAGAUGGGCCUAUAUAUGCUCUAUGGAGCUUCUUACUUCACUGAGGAUGAAUGGAUCAAAAUUGACGGUUUGAUCCAUAAAGGACAAUAUGUCUUUACGAAUGGACCUUCUCUCCUCGACGGCAACUUCGAUGGAGAAUUGAUGUCCUUCGACGACGGUAACAACAAACCAGACCUUACCAUCCAGAUGAAACCCGAUUCGUCCUUUGAUACUGUGAAGGAAGAUACAUUUGUGGUCACUGAGACCCAGGUCGACUCUCCGACUGAGUCUGAUCGUGCUGAUUCUGCGACCGAGCCAGCAGAAACUCCAACCCAUACCUCAAUUGAAACUUCUUCCGAUGACGAGGUUCCUGCGAAAGCUGCAGAACCCGACCCAGCCAUGUUCGACUUUUCCCAAUGGGAUCCUCCUGCUGAGAGCACCGAAUCUACAAACCUUCCCGAGCCUUCCGAGGCCACACCCGAAGCUGUGAGCACUGAAGUGCCUGUAGAGACUGAAACCGAGACCAACACCGAGACCAGCGCCGAGUCGCCUGCCGACGAAGAACUCUCUACUUUCGAACCCCCAAAACGCGAGCCAGUUGAGAUCCCAUCUGCUGGUGGACUCGCACUUGGAUAUACACAAGCACAAUUGGACGAAAUAAAGGCUUUCAAUCAAAGUCUCACAAAGGCUGGCAAGAAAGGAAAGCGCAGAGCACAAUCUCCAUCACCAAGCUCCCAACCAUCUGAAGCAACGACACAUGCUCCGACUCCCAGCGAGCAUGAAAAUCGCAUUCAGUCAUGGGCAUCCGAAGUCGAUGCCCAAGAACCAAUGGCCGAAGCCCCAUCACCAGGACCGGUACUCCCAGUGAUCGCCAACGAGUUUAUUAAGACCUAUGGUCGACAACCCAAAAGUAUCAAUGAUCUUGUUCAGCCAAAUAAUCCUGCAUUUGUGCCAUUGGAUCGCCGUACUCCUCGCAUCGUCGCUCCGAUCAAGAAACCUAAGUCGACUGGUGGCACUCAAGUGUUUCCUCAAGUAAAUGUUGCACCUGGGACAAUUCUGAUCGCACAGAGCAAUCAGCCAAAACGCAGCACAGUUGAGCUCGACGUCAGAUCUGGUGAUCAUAUUCGAAUGUUGAAACAUGUUUCGGGCAUAAACCACCAAGCGCAGAAUAUGCGUACCAACCUUAGAGGCCAAAUAUCCGAGAAUGUGUUCAAGAAGAGCCCAGAUGUAGCGAAAAUUGACCCAACGGCGGAACAGCAACGGGCAUUUUCGCAGAGGACACCAAGUAUCAGCAGCAACGGACUCGACGGUAUGGAGAGAAGAAACGCCGCUGAAUGGGAUGAUGUGUCAGUCUCGAGCAGACAAAGAUCAGUCACUGCUGCAAAGCCGAAGCCCUUUGGUGGUUUGGGGUCAUCUAGGUUUGCGGUCUUGGACGAGACGAAGAGUGUUGUCAGUUCUGCCAGCGAAGACAUGGUUUCGCGAGAAGAAGUCGCAAAGAUGGUCGAUGAAAAGUUCGCACAACUACUCGCAUCUCGCAAUGGUGCACCUCCUCCUACUGGUCCUCAUCUCCACGCAUUCCUUCCCCCCUCUUCCUCGACCCCUGCCAAUCUUCGAAUGGGUAAACCUACAUGGGGAGCACUGGCCGAUUCCAUCCCCCCUCCUACCACGGCUCAGAUCCAAGCUCAAAUUGCUCCGACACCAGCUCCUUUGGCUUUGGGCCAAGGUGAGGGAGAGUCUAUGAUGAGAGAUCCGUCAAAAGCUUUCAAGACUUGCUGGUACUGGGCGAAUGAUACCUGUCAGAACACGGCAGAGACAUGCAGGUACCUCCACAACCACUGUGCUGCGGGAGUUGCUCCCAAGCCAAGCGGAUGGAAGAACAACUGGAGCCGCUGGGGUAAGUCUGAGGCAACGGAUGAGUUUGGCAGGAGUGCCACUUGGCGUAGAGACAAUGAGCAGAAAGCCGAAGAUGAAGAAGAAGGAGAGCUGGUCUUGGAGACUGUAGAUGAUGGCGGCGACUGGAAAGAGGAGGAUGAAAAUGGCUGGGGAGAGAGUGCGCAGCCACCGGGGAGCACCACGGGCAGCUGGAACCAAGACCACCUGAACAACGGUUGGGGUGAUCCAGCUGAUAAGUAUAAGCCGCCCCAUGUGAAGGCUUUGGAAGAGAAGUCGUUGAAGGAGCAAGUGGGGUGGUAAAGAGCUUUUUUCUUGAUCUUACAUUGGUAUUUUAUCGUUAUUAUUUGUUCUCAAGUCUGUUAUUUGGCUUCGUUAUUCGGCGAGGAAAGAAAGAAAGAGUAUACUAUAGGACCAAGAGUCUAUUAUAUGGGAGAAAGCGAGAGUUAUUGAAAGAAUAAGGAGAGAGCAUAUUACUGUCUGUCGGAAAGGAAAAAGAUAUUUGUUACAAGGAGAUGCAAUUAGUAUUCCGAGUGGAAUUUAGUCAAGUCUAUUGAAUAGGAUGGGAAAUGGAUAAUUUGGAUAUAUACAGAAUAGCAUACGUACACAGAUAUGAGGAAUGAAAUAUAAAAAUUAAAAAC